CUUCUUCCAGACAGCCAGGCAGCCCCGAGCCCCUUUGCGCCGGGCGUGCCAGUCUGUCAGUCAGUCAGUCUACUUGCCUACCAACCCUGGCCUGAUCCGGAGCCUGGAGCAGCAGGUGAGGCUCAGAGACGCAAAGGGAUGUCAGAAAUUAUGUCAAUCUCAUCAGACUGGAAAGGGCGCUGAGCCGGCACCGGCACCUGCACCGACACUGGCACCCGCACCACCGCGGCUGGACUCGGAGCUGUCAGCGGAGAGCAGGUGGCUGCUGUCAGCUACUGUCGCUGCCCCCGGUUGGAGGCAGCGCAUCUCGGGGAACUCUCAGUGAGUGUCCGGCUGCAGGAUGGCCUUCAGGGCGAGGGGGACGCGCCUGGGGCUCAGUUUCCCUGCCUGGGGACUCUUGUUUUUGGCCCUUUGGAUGCUGCCGCGGGUCCUAGGGACUGAAGAGAUCCCGGGGAGCCACGAAAACAAUGGCUUCCAGGUUGUCACUUUCGAAUGGCAUCACGUCCAGGACCCCUACAUCAUCGCACUCUGGAUUCUCGUAGCUAGCCUGGCCAAGAUCGUUUUCCACCUAUCUCACAAAGUCACCAGUGUCGUUCCAGAGAGUGCUUUGCUCAUUGUUCUUGGCAUUAUCCUGGGAGGGAUUGUGUGGGCUGCAGACCACCUCGCUUCCUUCACCCUCACACCGAAGGUAUUCUUCUUCUACCUGCUGCCGCCCAUUGUAUUAGAUGCUGGGUAUUUUAUGCCAAACCGCCUGUUCUUUGGAAACCUCGGGACCAUCCUUUUGUACGCUGUUAUCGGGACUGUGUGGAAUGCGGCCACAACUGGCUUAUCACUUUAUGGAGUCUACCUCAGUGGCAUUAUGGGAGAGCUCAAUAUUGGAUUGCUGGACUUCCUCUUGUUUGGCAGUUUGAUAGCUGCAGUGGACCCUGUGGCUGUCCUGGCCGUUUUUGAAGAAGUCCAUGUCAAUGAAGUCCUGUUUAUCAUCGUUUUUGGGGAGUCGCUGCUGAAUGAUGCUGUCACCGUGGUCCUGUAUAAUGUUUUCGACUCUUUUGUGUCACUGGGUGCUGAUCAAGUGACAGGAGUGGACUGUGUAAAAGGCAUAGUGUCUUUCUUUGUGGUGAGCUUGGGAGGCACGCUCAUUGGAAUUAUCUUCGCCUUCCUUCUCUCUCUGGUGACUCGUUUCACCAAACACGUCCGGAUCAUUGAGCCAGGAUUUGUGUUUAUCAUCUCCUACCUGUCCUACCUCACCUCUGAGAUGCUGUCCCUCUCAGCAAUUCUUGCGAUUACUUUCUGUGGUAUAUGCUGUCAAAAAUACGUGAAAGCUAAUAUCUCUGAGCAAUCAGCCACCACAGUGAGGUACACCAUGAAGAUGCUGGCAAGUGGAGCUGAAACAAUCAUCUUUAUGUUCCUGGGAAUCUCUGCUGUAAAUCCAGCCAUCUGGACUUGGAACACAGCAUUCAUACUCCUGACAUUAGUCUUCAUUUCUAUCUACAGAGCCAUUGGUGUGGUCUUACAAACAUGGCUCCUGAACAAGUAUCGGAUGGUCCAGCUGGAGAUAAUAGACCAAGUAGUCAUGUCAUACGGGGGACUCCGGGGGGCUGUUGCUUAUGCCCUGGUCGUUCUUUUGGAUGAAAGUAAAGUGAAGGAGAAAAACCUCUUUGUGAGCACCACCAUCAUUGUGGUGUUCUUUACCGUCAUAUUCCAGGGUCUGACCAUCAAACCCCUGGUACAAUGGCUGAAGGUGAAGAAGAGUGAGCACCGAGAACCGAAGCUCAAUGAAAAGCUUCAUGGCAGAGCUUUCGAUCAUAUUCUCUCUGCCAUUGAAGAUAUAUCUGGACAAAUAGGACACAAUUACUUAAGAGACAAGUGGUCCAAUUUCGAUAGAAAAGUGCUAAGUAAAUUACUGAUGAGAAGAUCAGCCCAAAAAUCCAGAGACCGGAUUCUGAAUGUUUUCCACGAGCUCAACCUGAAGGAUGCUAUUAGCUAUGUGGCUGAGGGAGAGCGAAGAGGGUCUCUGGCAUUUAUCCGUUCACCAAGUACUGACAACAUCGUCAAUGUGGACUUCAGCACCCCUCGUCCAUCUACCGUAGAAGCUUCAGUCUCUUACUUACUGAGAGAAAAUGUCAGCACCGUUUGCUUGGACAUGCAGGCUUUGGAGCAGAGGAGAAAGAGUAUUCGGGAUACAGAGGACAUUGUCACUCACCAUACCCUGCAGCAAUAUCUCUACAAACCCAGACAAGAGUACAAACAUCUCUACAGCCGGCAUGAGUUAACAUCAAAUGAAGAUGAAAAACAAGACAAAGAAAUCUUCCAUAGAACAAUGAGGAAGCGUUUAGAGUCUUUCAAAUCUACCAAACUAGGAAUAAACCAAACCAAAAAGACCGCCAAACUCUACAAGAGAGAGCGCGGCCAAAAGCGGAGAAACAGCAGUGUACCGAAUGGGAAAAUACCGAUGGAAAGCCCAACUCGUGAUUUUGCUUUUAAGGAGAAAGAACUGGAAUUUUCAGACACAGAAGAGACUAAUGAGUAUGACGAUGAUCAGAUGAGUGGUGGGAUUGAAUUUCUAGCCAGUGUUACUCAAGACACAGCCACGGAUUCAACUACAGGUGAGACAGGCUCUGAUGUGCCAUUGACAGGAUAUUCUUCUCCGAGAGAAAAACUGCCUUCCUGGAAACCUGACCAAGCCAACCCCACUUCAGGUCCCCCCGAGAAGCCCCUGCUCCUUCUUCCAGCCUGUCUCCAAAGGCCUUGGACACAGAACUACUCUUCCCUGGACAACAGAGGGGUCAAUACUCUGCCUCCUGCCUCAGAAUACACCAAGCCUUACGAAGGAAAGCCUCCUGAGACCAGCCCCAAGCCCAACUCCAGUCAGAACAAUCCCCUUCCCGUGAGCCCUGGCUAUGGUCCUGACGCCAAGGGGGAGCCGGCGAAGCCCACGCAGGAGCCCCCCAUGGGGCCGAAAGAAGAGCUGGGGGGUCCUGCCCCCAAAGCCCUCCCGGAGAAGAGAACCCUGCUCAACAUGCACGCACACUUGAGGUCAGCGGCGGCGAGGAGAGUUCAGAGUCGCCGCUCUUUCCACAGGCCCAAACCCCUGCGCUACCCUAAACUGCAGAAACUGGCCUCCCUCCCUCAGUCCUGUCACAUCCUCCCGCAUUCUCUGGAACAAGAGGAGACGCAGCUGUGAUCUGAGGGGUGUGUGUGUGUGAAUGUCAUUGGGUAUAAAAAAAGAGGGGGCCGUGGGGACUAGAUCUGGGAAAAUUAGAGAUCCCCAUUGGAAAAAAAAGGGAAAAACCGAAACUCUCAGGUUCCCAAGUCUGGCUGUGUGUUCUGCAGAGAGGCACUUCUCACUAGCAUCCAUCCCUUUCCUCAUUAGCGGGAGAGGGAACACUGGACUCUUCAGGUUAAACACUUCACUGGCAUCGCUUGCCUGGGGCUCGGGUUCAGUCCGGACUCCGCGGGAGUCGUGUGUCCUCUUGCAGGGACUGGAGGAGGGAGGAGCUGCGCAAGAUUGGGGCCACAGCAAUGAACUCCCAAAUCACUGCCCUCUUCAGCUGAGGUUGCUACAGUUGAACCGUGUUGGGUGCUGCCCGGGGGGCAUCCCUGCCCCCACAGCUCAUAAGCAAACGUCGGCCAGAGUUGAGAAGGGUGCGGAGAAGGGAACGUCACAGGGGGAAAGUAGGAACAUGACAGGGAGAGGUCUCACCUCAGCUUUAGGGACAAAACAAAAGUAAAGCUAUUGUCUUCAAGCCACUGCUCGCUCAGCUUUCCUUUGGGAUCUCAGGUCUCCUCUGGAUGAGAUGGAUCAGUGCCUUUUCCUCCAUGGGAAACUCUACAGACAUCCUUUUCCUACUUCUGAUUGUUUUGUGUCAUUGAAUCCUUGAAAAACUCACUUCACUUGGGGGAUUUGAUUCCUCAGUAUUUAACUGAUUUCUCUCAGUGAUGCUGAGAUUGAGCAGUAGAGAACUACCUGAUGAUGAAACAGUCGUGGUCCUCACAGCUAAUUUGUCCAUCCAUCUGAGUGGGACCUCUAAAAGCCUGACUCAGAGACUUCAUUGGCUUCACCUGGGAAAGUCGUCCAUGAAUAGAUUCCUCCUCUGCAGUCUUUGCACACAGUUGAUUCCUCUGCUGUAAUGAACAAGUCAGGAAAAAAAAAAAAGGUUUUGUUCGACCUUUGGUGUUGGUAAUGGUGGGCUUUAUUUAGCUAAUAUUCAAUGAAUAGUUCAAUACAAAUAUGAUUUUUGUUUUCAUUUAAAUAAUAAUAAUAAUUCUUACAUCUUUCCUGAACCUUUUAUCAGAAAGCUCCCUUAGCUGAGUCUGUGAUUAUUAUUAAUUGACCAAUUUUGUGACCGCUUAUGUUCCCAUCUGCUAUUUAUUUUCUUAAUCUUUUUUGCGCAACUCAGUUAGUCUUAUUUCCUCUGUCCCUUUGUGUUGCAUUAUUUAAGUGCCACAAUUUGAUGACUCAGGAAGCAAAAACACUCAAGUACUGUGGAUAAAGAAGCUGAAUAUUAGUAUAUAUGUUUGUAGCUUUUCAAGAUCUUAAGCCUGGCUACUUUGGGGACAGGAAAUCAUAACUGUAGUUUAUGCAGCUUAUGCCCUAUCACAUCUUCUCAACUGAACAAGAGUGGCCUAGAUCAGCCAGAUCUUCCCUAAGAAAUUAAUUCUUUCAGACCCCAAAGCAAGGAACCAUUGCAACAAGUGGUUGCUAAAUAUCCCCUAGUUGUCUGAAAGAGUUAUUAUUAUUAUCUAAUGGGUAAACUUUUUAGGAGGAUUGGCCCUAGGGCCCCAGGAACUUCUCACCUGAUCUUCCAUGUUGGUCUUCUCAGGUGUGCACAUGACUCCUGGCAUGAGCUACCUGUUGAGUAGGUGAGACUGGCCUUACAAGACUUUUUCAGAAUGCACUGGGGUUCUUUGGUUAUGAUGAAAUUUCCCCCCAACAAAUUGUUGUGUAUUUCAUUUGUUUCAACAUAGACUAUUUUGUCUCAAUUACAUAUCUUCAUCUUUUGACACCAAAGUUCCCCACAUUUAGUCAACUCUAGUUGAACAUUGGCUCAAGUGCAGAAGAGUCUCUAGGCUUCAAAGAAAUCAUAGUUCAGCUCCCAGUUUUGCCACUGUGCAUAUUGAGCUAAGUCCUUUGGCCUCUCUAUCUUCUUUUCUACCAAUCAAGUAGAAAUAAGGCCUUCUGUCUCCUCACCUCCUGGCAGCACAUAAAAGUGAAUGAUUAGACUGACUGACUUUGAUAGCUUCAGAUAUUGCAUAAUGACUGAUUUUCCAAACCUCUUCCUGCUACUGUCCCAAACCAGAAGUAAGGGGUCUGAUUUUAUCUUAGUACUGUUUUAAGCUACCUAUUCCCCAAAUGAACGAUUCCUAUUUGGAAUGCAACAGUGAAGAGAAAGGUUAGUUAUAUUUCUGCAAGGGCUCACUGAACACCCCUUAUGACUACUAUUAGGACUGAGGCUGAAGGACUGGCUGCUUCAAGGAUUUUGACAUUUCUCAGGGCCUGAGGAAGCACCUUUCACAGGGUGGUUCACCCGCCUGAGCUUACUGCUUUAAGACACCACCGGAAUAAAGUCAGGCAGCUUGUUAGCUCAAACAGUGGGAAGGACAGUCCUAAGCAGUAGAGGGAGUGGGAGGAAGAAAAGAUCUUAGUGACUGACAAUGUAUGCCUACCAACACCGCAGCACCCUCCCAAAUGGCCCUGGGGUAUAUUCUGGGUGCCAUUUCCCUCCUAUUCUCACGGUGCCAAUAUUGAUGGUUACAAACCUUAUUUUAAAAAUCCAUAACACAUGAUGCCCAACAACCAGUUUGACUGAAUGACUUUUUUCUCUUCCAACAAACUGAUUGAUUUUUACACUGAUUUGACUGAUUAGAUGUGUGAUUUUUGUGCUGUGUGACUGCCAUCAUCACUUUUCCAUAUCCUCUGAGAAGUGGUAGCAUCCAUCUACUUCUUGCCAAAGGGAGCCUGGGUCCAUAGUAGGAGAACUUUCAGGGUGAUCAUUCUAUAGCAUUUCAGAAAUUUGCACUAAAACCGUUCGCUGAACCUCUCUUCUUUCCUCCCCUCCAUGCCCCUAUGCCUCAUGAACAAGGAGAGUCAGUCCUUAAGACGCCCUGAGACACCUCCUCUUUAGGACAUGAUUUUAGGAAAAGCAGAAAGGGAGCAAUCUCCGAAUAACUGUGAUGAUUCUUCAUCCAACUCCAAAUGACUCCUGAAAGGGACUGGGAGUCGUUCACUUUCAAGAGAACAUUAACCUUCCCUGGGUCAACACUUUGUGUUGGGUGGCCCCAAAAUAGUCCUGGUGAAAGGAGGAGGAGCAGAGACCAGAGAUGAAGAGUGAGAUCAGUGUGGGAGAAGAGCUCCCCUCCCGUCCCCUCCCCUCCAGUAGCAAAGAGAAAGGGAACAUUGACCAGUUUGUACACUUAGGAAAUAUACUGUACAUCUUUGAUGUUGGACAUCUUUUGAACACAAAGUUAUACACGGUUCCUUGGUUCAUAUCUGAGUCAAGCAGACUUCAAGCUGCAUUAUUCAAGCUUCUGUUUGGGGGAGAGAUAAUAAGAGACAGACUCUAAUAAUUUUAAAAUGUUUUUAUCAGCAUAAUGUAAGCAACCAAUACUCAAGCCCUUUGAUCAGGAAAAUGAAAUUGAUGAUUGAUCACCUUUGUCUUUUGAUUUGUGAUUCACCUUUUACUAGCAUAUGUUCUCAGAAUAGUCAAAGCAAAGGAAAAGUUAUGAAUAAUUUAUAUUCAUUUAUCAUAGUGUAUACCACUUGCAGAUCACUUGAGUAGCUGAAGACUCCUUGUUUUUUAAUACCCUUACACACAUUUAUUCCAAAUAAAAGAAAAGAUGAAAUUGCCACAAAGGUUGGCUCUUGACUGAUGGAACAGAUACCUUUUUAAAUUCUAUCACUGGGGGACAAGACUGACAACAGCUAAUAGGCAUAUUAGUGUCUUGUUUUUCCUUUUCAUAUAUGGAUUUGCUUUGAUUCAGGAUAUUCAUUUUGACUUAUUAUAUAUUUCAAUGUGUAAUAAAGAGUGGUGUUAUAAUGGGGAAUCUCUUCUAGUGAUCUUUGCAUGUUUUCAAUGGUUCUCCAUAUUUCCCAACCAUCUUUUCAGUCAGCAUGAUGGAAACAGUACAGAAAUCAGACUACAUGUAUGUAACUUAAAAUGCCCUAUUAAAACCAAGCCUGGUAGUCUUGAUUAGCAUAAUGAUCCCCUCAGGUUAAUCAUAUGGUCACCCAGGCCUGUUGAGCAGCAAGGGACCAGUGUUGGUUGGUUCUUGGGACAAUUCCCAAAGCAUAAUGUGACCAGAAAAUGGCUGAUUCUCCCAGUCUGGCAAGACACUCUGAGAGCAACACUGUUUCAGGAUGUUGAGGUGUCACCUAGAGAAUCAUCAUUCCUGUGCAUUGAGAAGUCUCCUAAUGACCUGAAAGAGUUAAUCCAUCUUCCAAAGUGCCUACUCAACUUUCUGGUUGCAACCUAUGUGCUGGAAGACUCAAGCUGACAUAGCCCUUGCACGGGCAAUCUAAAAACAAAGCAACCACUUUUUAAAAAAUGGAUCACAGCACAAAAAAUCAGAUAUUGUCAAUCAUCUGAACAAACAAGUUGGACUGCAGCACACUCUACCCAAUCAUUUUCAGCACAAUCAGCUGUUAAGACAGGAAAAAAAGCUCUUCAGCUGUCCUGUCCCAACCAUACACUACUGCCUCUGGGUGUUGGUCAGCAGAGCUCAGCUGUGACUUGAGAAGACAUUUGUCUAUUGUUUCAUUCAUUCAUUCAACAAAUAUUUACUUGAACUUUUUGUUUUUGUUAUUAUUUUUUUUCUUUGUGGUUUGUCCUUUUGUGGCCAGGCAGAUAAUCUUUUUCAUCUGUGUUUGUGUGAAAUACAGAAGUUACCCAACAAAACUGAGUAGGGAAUAGAAUUUCCAGAUUAGAAUAUUUUCUAUUGAACAAGGAGACCUCAUUUUAUGGAAGGUGUGAUAUUUCUCUUCCCUACAUUUCACAUUCUCAAGAAUGAGUUCAGUAGGUUUUUAGUCUAUUUACACAGUGUUAUGAAUCUUAUUACUGUAGCUAUAUUUGAUAAAUAGCACAUUCUCACCAUUUUUAUCAUUACUGUAAAACGGAAUGUAAAAAACAAAUCUUAUGAAUGUAUAUUCCUUAGGAAAAAAAUGUGUUAUAUAAUUUUUAUUAGGGAAGAAUUUAAAUUUCCUAUUUAUUUAAUACAUACCUUUAGCCUACUUAAUUGUACAAAGAUAAAGUGCACAAAUAUAAGUAAUCAUUGGUUCUUGGUUCUGUAUACUUUGUACCCAGCUUAAUUUUGUUAUGAUGCUCACUCAGUAUGCUGUGAUAUCGAUCUACUAUGGUGAAAAAACAAAAACAAAAACGGGGAAGAGUUUCCUUGGUAUUGAAAUGGAAACUGAGUUGUGAGUUGUUAAGCUGGUUGUGUGGAAUGUUAGUAUGCAGAUGUGUGAUCAAAUUGGAACUUUGUGUGAUCUUAAUGACAAAUAAUUAUGUGCCUUAAUGAGCCUUUCUCCGGAUGCCUUUUGGAGGAUUGGCAGGUAAUUCCUACAUAAGCAGAGGGCUUCAUUCCCAUUACAUGCUGUAAUAUUGCUUGAUCAAUUCUAUGGAAUGUAUUUUCAAAUCACUUUGUGAUGAAAACUUUGUCUAUAAAUUAUGAUUUUGAUGGAAUCACAUUUUCAUUAUAUCAGAUAUAAAGAAAUAUAUG
This is a messenger RNA of Dromiciops gliroides (monito del monte), 8715 nucleotides long. It is a transcript of the gene SLC9A3, whose product is annotated as solute carrier family 9 member A3. Gene Ontology annotation, molecular function: sodium:proton antiporter activity. Gene Ontology annotation, biological process: regulation of pH; proton transmembrane transport; sodium ion transport. NCBI's taxonomy places the organism in Eukaryota, Metazoa, Chordata, Mammalia, Microbiotheria, Microbiotheriidae. The record is from RefSeq and is a predicted model, not a curated record. The coding region runs from base 341 to 3184 and encodes 947 amino acids. Gene Ontology annotation, cellular component: brush border membrane; apical plasma membrane. The transcript has 16 exons.